GGCGUUUCGUUCAUUCAAAAUUUAAAUUCACAAAUACAAAUAUUUAAUUAACUUCACAUCCUGAAUUCAAUUUUCCAAAAUUGAAUUCACAUUUUUUUGCGAAUUCAAUUUUCAUUUGAUUAAUAUAAAAGUAAAAUCCACUUUAAAAAUUUGAUUUUGAGUUGUUGAAAUAUACCUAUGAAUUACCAAUUUACGCAUUCUGAAAUCCAUCAAAUUUUGCUAUAAGUUUAAUGCGACAUUGCUUUGUGCAUAGACUUCCUAUGGCCGAACGGGGGUGGGGAGUCAAAGUCUACAGCGUUCGGUCAUUUGAGAACUUUAUUUUAUGACGAUAUUAUGAUCGAUAUAAAAUAUCUGAGCACAUUUUGGCUGUCGUCUACGUCGUUCGGUGCUACAUUUUUUCGCGAAAGUCAUGGAUGAGAUAGUAAGUGUCGAGGCAGUCAGAGAUCUAGUCGUGAGAAAAAAGCUGACGCACAAGCAAAUAAGCGAGGAACUGCGACGAGCAAAUCCUGGCGUUCGAGGUCUAAGCGAAAUGAGUGUGCGACGCUUUUGUUCUGCACAUGACAUUCACCGCAUGUCGAAAGUUACAGACCAAGAGCUAGAUUGUGCUGUGUCUGUAGCCGUUUCACAGGUUGGCCCAACUUAUGGUCGCAAAAUGAUGAAAGGAAAGCUUGAAGCUGCAAUUGUUAAAGUUAAUGAAAAGCGCCUUUCAAGGUCACUUCAUAGAGUUGCACCAGAUUAUUGUCAACAAAGAGAACAAAACACAGCAAAGCUAUUGAAUCCAGUGCCAUACAGUGCAGAUUACUUUGGUCACAAACUUCACAUGGAUCAAAAUGAAAAGUUGGUCAUGUAUGGGUGCACGACAGUCUUGGCAGUUGAUGGAUACAGCAGCAUGAUUAUGGCAGCUGCUUCGAUGCCUGUGAAAAAUAAUGUGAAAAUUUAUCGCUCUGUAUUCAGGCCUAUUAUUGAACAAUAUGGUGUAUGGGACCAAGUUCGUGUUGACUGUGGAAAGGAGUUUUAUCUCACUUUGUUUGUGCAACAAAGUUUGUCUGCACAUAGAAGAAACACGCUUCGAGUACCAUACAAACAGACACCAUCCACCAAGAACCACAUGGUUGAACGGCUUUGGGUUGAAGUGAACGGCAGGAUUAAUUACUCAAUCAAAACCCAGUUGAACAGGAUGGCUCAAGAAGAGCUAAUUGAUAUGGUCAACGUUGUUCAUCAGUUCUGCGUAUCUACCAUAGUAAUCCAGGUUGUUCAGGCUGGAAUACAAGAGCUCCUCCCAGCAUGGAAUUGUCAUACCAUUCCAGGAAAAGGUAAGCCAGUAGAGCUGAGGAACAACACUUACAGGGGAGUAUGUGUACUUCACGGUACUGAAAUUCCCCUUCCUGAGAUUGCUGUUCAACAGUAUGAAAGAAGUGGGGGUCAAAUAAAAAGUUUUGGUAAUUUUGGAACUGAUCCCUUACUGGAAUUUCAACAUCUUCAAAUAAUCAGAGACAAAGAAUUCAAAAGCCGAAACCCUAGUUUUGCUACGAUAUUUAAUGAGAUUGUAAAUAGUAAGCCAAAUUCCUUUUUUAAUGCUGUAAUUAGUUUUAUUAACAUUACAACACACCUUUCCCCUUCAACAUAAAAAAUAAAUAUGAAAGAAAUAUACAUAA
Xenia sp. Carnegie-2017 is the source of this 1655-nucleotide messenger RNA. RefSeq lists its product as uncharacterized. Lineage: Eukaryota; Metazoa; Cnidaria; Anthozoa; Malacalcyonacea; Xeniidae. The transcript is spliced from 5 exons. Gene Ontology annotation, molecular function: nucleic acid binding. The record is from RefSeq and is a predicted model, not a curated record. The coding region runs from base 410 to 1627 and encodes 405 amino acids.